AUGGAGCAGCAAAUAACACUGAAUCACGAGGCGUCCGCCGGCGACACCCACAAACGAUCCACAUCCACCCUGCCCCCAGAGGUGGUGCAAUGCCUCGAGAAUGCCCGCUUCCUCCACCUCGCGACCUGCACCGACAACCAGCCGCACGUCUCCCUCAUGAACUACACCUACCUCCCCUCGAGCCCCUACUCCCCCGCCCCCGUCAUCGUCAUGACCACCAACCCGGCCAGCAAGAAGACCAACAACCUCGUCGAGAACCCCAAUGUCUCCCUGCUCGUGCACGACUGGGUCUCCCACCGCCCGCCGACCUCGCACCGCCGCCCCUCGGGCGGCUCCCCCGGCCCGGAGCACCGCUCCUCCCUCGCCUCCCUCCUGCUCAACCUCAACACCUCGGCCGUCUCCUCCAUCAGCGCCACCAUCGGCGGCUCCGCCCGCCUCGCCGAGCGCGGGUCCGACGAGGAGGCCUACUACCGCCAGCAGCACCUCGAGAACAACACCUUUGACCAGGAGGUCGUCCCGGGCGCCUUCCACAGCCAACACCAGCAACAACAGCAGCAAGACAGCAACAGCACGGGAGAUGGCCAGGGCUGCUUCGUCGCGGGCGAGGAGGUCAGGGUCGUGGUGGUCAACAUCAAGGACGUGAGGAUCAGCGACUGGAAGGGCCAGGUCAGGGACUGGGAUAUCGUCCCGCAGGACGGCCCGGCGCCGGCGAUCAACGGGGCGAGGUAG
Thyridium curvatum is the source of this 729-nucleotide messenger RNA. RefSeq lists its product as uncharacterized. Bases 1 to 729 code for a protein of 242 amino acids. The record is from RefSeq and is a predicted model, not a curated record. The transcript is spliced from 3 exons. Gene Ontology annotation, cellular component: cytoplasm; nucleus. NCBI's taxonomy places the organism in Eukaryota, Fungi, Ascomycota, Sordariomycetes, Thyridiales, Thyridiaceae.